Messenger RNA from Lottia gigantea (owl limpet), 1452 nucleotides. RefSeq lists its product as hypothetical. The annotation marks the transcript as partial. The record is from RefSeq and is a predicted model, not a curated record. The transcript has 5 exons. Gene Ontology annotation, molecular function: heme binding; oxidoreductase activity, acting on paired donors, with incorporation or reduction of molecular oxygen; steroid hydroxylase activity. Lineage: Eukaryota; Metazoa; Mollusca; Gastropoda; Lottiidae.
UUCAAAAAAUUAGGAAUACGAGGUCCAAGACCAUCAUUGGUUUAUGGUAACUUAAAAGAAAUAUUAGAAAAAGGCCAACAUCAAGCGAUUCAAGAUUGGACCCAGAAAUACGGAAGAAUAUUUGGAUAUUUUGAAGGUUACACACCAGUUAUAACAGUAGGUGAACCCGACUUAUUGAAGGAAAUCCUCGUCAAAGACUAUCCAAAUUUCAAAAGACGAAAAUCGUUUCCAUUAGCACCAAAGAAAAGUCUCGGUCUGUUUUUGGAGGAAGGUGAUCAAUGGAAAAAGAGUCGCUCUAUGCUAACGCCUGCCUUUAGUUCAGGGAAGAUGAAAAAGAUGUUCUCAAUUAUGAAUGAUUGUACGGAUCUUUUCGUCGAGAAUUUGGAUGGAAAAGCAGAUGACGGCAAAUCGUUUGAUAUAUACAGCAUGUUUCAAUGUUUAACUGUCGAUGUUAUUGGAAGAUGUGCUUUUGGUUUACAAACAGAUGCUCAGAAAGACUCUACUGAUCCAUUUUUGACCCAAAUCAGAACCCUGUUCAAUGGUUUAACAAAAUCUAUCAUUUUACCUUUAGUUAUGUUUAUGCCGUUUUUACGGUACUUUAUCUUUGCUGUUAAAAAUAUUGUGGUUAUAUUUGGAAUGAAUCCUGUAGUUUGGUUAAGAGAACAACUAACAGAAGUUAUAUCUAUAAGAAGAGAUAUGGGACCACGAUCAACAAUUGUCGACCUAGUGCAACUCAUGAUAUACCCAGAAAUCAAGAAUCAACAUAAGAAUAUAGAUUCAAUUCUCAAGCGACCAAUGUCUGAUAGAGAAGUUGUCGCUCAAAGUCUGACGUUUCUCUUAGCUGGAUAUGAAACCACUAGUACCGGUUUGGCGUUUAUGAGUCAUGUUCUUGCCAUGAAUCCAAGCAUUCAACUCAGGCUUCAGGAAGAAAUUGAUGAAAAAAUAGGAGAGAAUGAAAUUGACUACGAUUCAAUCCAGAAAUUAACAUUUUUUGAUCAAGUUUUUGACGAAGUGUGUCGAAUGUAUCCUACAGCGUCAUUAAUUGUUACACGACGGGCAUCUGAGACAAAGAUAUAUAAUGGUAUUACGAUUCCAGAAGGCAUUAAUAUACAGGCUAAUAUCUGGGCCUUACACAGAGAUUCGUCUUAUUGGCAACAACCUUCAACGUUCGAUCCUGAUAGAUUUUCUCAAAGGAGACGCAGUGAAAUACAGGGAUACACAUAUCUUCCUUUUGGUGCCGGUCCUAGAGCUUGUAUUGGAAUGAGAUUUGCUAUAUUAGAAACUAAAAUAACUAUAGUAAAAGUGCUCAGAAAAUUUCAAAUAAUAAAAGGUGACAAUAUGAAAGCAGACUUAGAUGUGGAAUCACGUGGUGCCAUUGUUCCUAAAGAUCCAGUCAACGUGAAAGUCAUUAGACGCGAAACCAAUAUAAAUGCAGGAAUCAAAGAUUCUUGA